Vombatus ursinus (common wombat) is the source of this 1376-nucleotide messenger RNA. Its product is annotated as histone PARylation factor 1. The record is from RefSeq and is a predicted model, not a curated record. Gene Ontology annotation, biological process: regulation of protein ADP-ribosylation; DNA damage response. Bases 124 to 1164 code for a protein of 346 amino acids. The transcript is spliced from 8 exons. Lineage: Eukaryota; Metazoa; Chordata; Mammalia; Diprotodontia; Vombatidae. Gene Ontology annotation, molecular function: poly-ADP-D-ribose binding; histone binding. Gene Ontology annotation, cellular component: nucleus.
AGUCGGCUCCCGAUUGGUUGGAUCUUGCGGCUCUUGACCUCGGAAGCAGUUGGCGUUGGUACUCGGAGCAGGAGGCGGUUGCAAGGUUCCUGCGAGGCCCCUGCUUUUUCAGGCAGUGACAGGAUGAGAGGCAGCAGGAAGCGCAAGUCUGGAGAUGGGGCCGGGUCGCAGCAUAAAAAGUCAAAAUACAUGAAGAAGAAAGGGUCUACCCGGGCAGAUGUCUCUGAUGAUCUUCGACAAGAAGUGGAAAAUCUCUAUAAGCUCUCAAUGCCUGAAGAUUUCUAUCACUUUUGGAAGUUCUGUGAAGAACUUGAUUCUGAAAAACCAGCUGAUGCCCUGUUAACAAGCCUUGGACUCCAACUUGUUGGUCCUUUUGAUAUCCUUUCUGGAAAACACAAAGUGGAAAACAAAUCAACAGACCUAAAUUUUAACCUUCACUGGAGGUUUUACUAUGAUCCUCCUGAGUUCCAGACCAUUGUUAGUGGAGAUGACAAAACUCAGUAUCACAUGGGGUAUUUUAGAGACUCACCUGAUGAACUUCCUGUAUGUGUUGGCGUAAAUGAGGCAAAGAUAAAUUGUACAAUUGUUCAAAAUGGAGACAAUGUAUUUGCUGCAGUCAAAUUAUUUUUGGUGAAAAAAAUUCAGGAGGAAACAGAUAAAAAGAAAACUGAUCUUUUACAGAGCAUAAAUGAAAAACUAACAGAAGCAGCCAGAAAGCUGGGUUAUUCCUUGGAACAAAAAAGCAUGAGCAUGAAACAGAGAGAUAAAAAAGUAGUGACGAAGACUUUUCACAGUGCAGGCCUGGUUGUCCCGAUAGAUAAAAAUGAUGUUGGAUACAGAGACCUCCCUGAAACAGAUGCUAAUCUUAAGAUAAUUUGCAAAAUGAUUGUUGAGGCUUCAAGCGAUGAGCAAAGAAUGAAAGCAUUUGCCCCCAUUCAGGAAAUGGUGACUUUUGUUCAAUUUGCUAAUGAUGAAUGUGACUAUGGAAUGGGACUCGAGCUAGGAAUUGACCUUUUUUGCUAUGGCUCCCAGUAUUUUCACAAGGUUAUUGGUCAGCUUCUACCUCUUGCCUAUAAGCUGUUGAAGAGGAAUUUGUUUGCAGAGAUCAUUGAAGCUCAUUUGGCCAACAGAAGCAAAGAAAAUGUAGAUCAACUUGCAACAUGAAUGGGAAAUGGUAUAAAAGUGUUUGUUUUAAAAUGUUAAAUGUUAGAUCAACUUGCAACAUGAAGGGGGGAAAAAGAUGGUACACAAAGCAAUGUUUUAAAAUGUUAAAUGUUUGAUAAUGUUUGGAGCACUAAACUAUUAAAUAGUUUUGGUUUUUCUUUUUUGAAAGAAUUUGAAAACUGAUUAAAUAAAGCUUAUAAAAUUAAGCCAAA